This is a messenger RNA of Microthlaspi erraticum, 1038 nucleotides long. The record is from the annotation of a GenBank genome assembly. NCBI's taxonomy places the organism in Eukaryota, Viridiplantae, Streptophyta, Magnoliopsida, Brassicales, Brassicaceae.
AUGGCUGACUGGUCCAAUUUACCGACAGAGCUCCUCGGCUUAAUCGCCCUCCAUUUGUUGUCCGUCUUGGACAUCAUCCGUUUCCGCGCCAUUUUCUCUCGUGUCACUCUCUCCUCCUCCUCAAGCAAAGGAUGGCUGAUCAAACACGACGCCGAACUCAUCGACAAGACUUUCCGUCUCCUCAGCCCUCUCUCCCGCUUCCCCUUCCGCCUUUUUCGGUGCAGAAAAAUCAAUCUGUUGAAAUUCAACGUCACCGAGAUCCACCCAACCUAUAUUGUUCAGAAGCAGCGCAAGAAGCAAGCAGAUAAAAGAUUCAUAAGAGCGGUUGUUGAGGGAAGAAACGAUCGGCUUGUUGUGAUCUGUUGUGACAGGAAGGUUAGGUAUUGGAACGGAGAGAUGUGGACAAGAUUCGAAGACCAAGUAGGUGAACUAUGCGACCUUAUAGUUCAUCAAGGUAUGACUUACGCGUUGGAUUCAAGAGGGAUUAUUUGGUGGAUCAGUCCUGCUCGUGGUAUCUUCAGGUAUGGACCUGCGCUCAAUGAUGAUAUCGCGAAAUCUUGUAGUUGGAGAGACAGAAGCUUAGUGGGAGGAAGUUGUGGAGACUUAUACAUUGUUGAUCGUAUCGUUGAAGGUAAUCGUAGGGAAAUGAAUUUUGCAACCUUCAGUUUUUUUUCCAAAGUGAUACGCGAUGAUGUUGGGAACACGCCACUGGAAAGAGAAGAAGGAGGCUUUUAUCCAAGAACUUUAGGUUUCAAGGUUUACAAGAUCGAUGAUGACUCUUGCCAAUGGGAAGAAGUCAAGUCUCUUGGAGGUAAUGCGUUUGUGAUGGCUACAGAUACUCGUUUCUCGGUUGUGGCUAGUGAGUACUACGGAUGCCUUGAAAACUCUAUCUAUUUCACCGACGAGCACAAACGUGCUAAAGAUUAUGAGAUUAAGGUGUUCAAGCUAGACGAUGGUAGUAUCACGACUAUGUCUGGAUAUUAUCAGGAUUGUUUCCAAAUGUUUUUUCCUAAUCGUCGCUGGAAUGUUGUUGUUUAG